Messenger RNA from Phytophthora nicotianae INRA-310, 1641 nucleotides. RefSeq lists its product as hypothetical. NCBI's taxonomy places the organism in Eukaryota, Oomycota, Peronosporomycetes, Peronosporales, Peronosporaceae. The record is from RefSeq and is a predicted model, not a curated record. The transcript has a single exon. The coding region runs from base 97 to 1518 and encodes 473 amino acids.
CCAAUGACCAUCAUUCCUCACCCUUCAUCCGGAUUGAAGGGGCUCACUCAUUCAUCAAUCUGCGGACCUGGACGCAAGACUCGAGCCCGGUGAAAGAUGCUGCAGUUACUCGCAGUCGUGCUGCUUGUCUGCUCGCUUAUAGCGGCCGAGAAGCCCGAGACCAAGCGCUACACGGCGCUAACGCCCCCUCUGUCGCUUCUCCAGGGGGAAGUGACUAACACGUUCCACCGCCUCGCGAUCCCUAAGGGCCCCAUCGCCGUGUAUCGCUUCGAAGCCGACGUCGUGGAGAAAGAUGCCAGUGGUAACGUCGUGCCUGUGCCCACAUACGACGCAUAUCUCCAUCACCACGUAUUCGGCAGUACCCACAAGCAAUACGACGCCAUGAAAAGCCGCUGGGCCCCCAUGAAGCCCAAGAACUUCAGUCGUAGUGUAGCUUUCGGUGCCGGCACCGAGUGUCGCGGCACGCCGCAGGAGUUCUACUUCCCUUACGCGUUUAUGACUGUCGAGGGGGAAGACGAAUGGGUGGCCAAUGUGCACAUUAUCAACACGCGUAAAAUGGCUCCCGACCGCGCACAUCGCUGUUUAGAGUGUCCCUGCACGGCCGAAGAUGUGUUUACGGAUAAUGCGGUGAAUGGCAUUCACUUCCGCAACGGCAGCUGCAAUGCCCAGCUGCAGUUUGAAGAGAACACUGUCUGCUCCGCAGAAACGUACCAUGGAGGACUGCGUUGCUGCGAAGACGCCGAGUUUUGCCUCGAGCACAAUGAACUGGAGGUUUAUGACGCGAGUGAGGCCACUUACCACUUGCGCUACUCGCUGGAUUACGCUGAAAUCGUACCGGAGAACCGUCCGCUGUAUCUUGCGGCGUGCUGUGACGCAUCGGGGGAUCUGGAACGCAUGGGGAACAUCGAGUACGACGUGCCUGUGUGCGACCCAGACACGCAUCCUGGCUGUGUCCACACCCUGUCGACACGCCAGCGACUGGAUAAUGGCAGCAUCCCGUUGUUCGCGUAUCGCCAACAUCCGCCAGAACCAGAGCGCGAAGUGGAGCUGGUGUAUGCUGUCGGCCACCAGCAUCGCGGUGGUCUGGGCAUUCAGCUAUACGACGACGCCACGGGAGAUUUAUUGUGUGCUUCUGUACCGGAAUACGGCUCAGGAAUGGAGGCUGGCAAUGAAGACGGAUACGUUAUCUCCAUGAGCACGUGCACUUUCGAUCCGCCUCGACGCAUGCGCACAACGGACAUCGUUCGGAUCGUGGCUCUGUAUAACAACACAGUGCCUCACACUGGAGUCAUGAGUCUCAUGUACAUGGCACUGAGCGACUUCCCUCUCGAAGAUACUCCUGCUGUUAAAACAAGGAGCACAGCUGCAGCAGCUACUGCCGAGUCAUCGCCCGGAAGUUGGGAGUUGCUCUUUCUGGGCGUCGUAGCGGGAGCUGCUGCUUGUGCGCUGGUGAUGGCUGUUCUAACGCGUUGGAAACAGCGAUCGGGCUACACUCCGCUCCAGCCACGAGGUAACUAACCGACCAACACUCUUCACUGAUGGAUUCACAGAAUGCAUGUUUUUCAUGGACUUAUUUGGCCUUGUGCUUCGGCUUUUUAGCCUUGCUUUUCUCUACCUUCUUGCUCGCACUGUGAUCACGCA